Molecule: messenger RNA, 1071 nt
Organism: Sphaerodactylus townsendi
Lineage: Eukaryota; Metazoa; Chordata; Lepidosauria; Squamata; Sphaerodactylidae
Product: olfactory receptor 1019-like
Exons: 4
Coding region: 67-1071 (334 amino acids)
Biological process (GO): G protein-coupled receptor signaling pathway; sensory perception of smell
Cellular component (GO): membrane
Molecular function (GO): odorant binding; G protein-coupled receptor activity; olfactory receptor activity
Source: RefSeq, a predicted model, not a curated record
UUUCUGGAAAAAAACAACACAAAGCUCACUGAGUUUGUUCUUUUGGGAUUAGUGGAGAAUCCAAAAAUGAAGCAGUUGUGCUUUGUUAUUGUGUUAAUUAUGUAUUUAUUUACCCUAAUGGGAAAUCUUGGGAUGAUCGUGUUAAUCUGGAUCGAACCUCAGCUCCAGAAACCCAUGUAUUUCUUCCUCAGCCACUUGUCUUUCUUAGAUUUUGGAUAUGCUACAGCCGUCGCCCCUAAAAUGCUGGAGAAUUUUUUAGCAGAGAAGAAAACCAUUUCUUAUAUAGAUUGUGCUGCACAAAUGUAUUUCUUUGUCUUCUGUACAAGUACAGAGUGCAUACUCCUGGCUGCAAUGGCAAAUGACCGGUAUGAAGCUAUCUGCAAUCCUCUUAUGUAUAUGGUCAAGAUGUCUCGAAAAAAGUGUAUCCUGAUGGUUGUUGGAUCAUAUACCAUUGGCUUUCUGAAUGCAAUGGCACAAACAAUUUCCACCUUUACUUUAUCUUUUUGUAACUCUAAUAUUAUCAACCAUUUCUUCUGUGAUGUUCCCCCUUUGUUAGCCCUUUCCUGUACUGAUACACGCCUCAACCAAAUGGUACUCUUUGUAUUUGCUACAGUUCUGAGCAUAUUCACUUCAGUGGAAGUUUUGGUGUCAUAUAUGUUGAUCUUGUCAGCCAUCUUGCAAAUCCGCUCUAUUGAGGGAAAGCAAAAGGCCUUUUCAACAUGUGCCUCACACUUGACAGCUAUAACUAUUUUCUAUGGAACAACAGCCUUUAUGUACCUACGUCUAAAUUCUAGCUACUCCCUGGACCAGGACAAGUGGGCCUCUGUGUUUUACACUGUGGUGAUCCCUGUACUGAACCCCCUUAUCUACAGUUUGAGGAACAAGGAAGUGAAAAAUGCUUUGCAAAGGAUUCAAACACUAGUAAUAGCUUUCUUAAGGGCCUCCGCUGUGAAGGUGCAGGAAGCUGCAGCUCAAACGACCGCCAAAGUCCCCUUGAAGCCGGAGGGGAAGGGUUCCAAGGGCCCUGAUUGGUCCAUCACAUCUGUUACCUGUGUUGAGUUCACUGGAUAG